UCGUCAUCGUUAUUUUCUGAUAUCUGCUCGGGCCACGGAGUUACUGUCAUCAGAUUUGGUUUCUUCCUCAUUCUUGGUACUAUGAUGUGUUACUUACCUAGAUAAUCUCCAGGCGAUAUCUCCGCCCCUUGUCAUCUGGUCGCAUUAGUAUGCCACAACAGACAGACUUUCUUUGUCUACGUCCCCAAUGCUCUUGCUAGGCCAAAAAGACUUUCUUGGUUCAGCGUUUCGCAGUGGUUAACGGAGAUACGGUCAUGAAAUCAUAGAUCCACUUGUCUACUAAACCCCUCAAUUGACAGCCAGGUCUAGGAGAGAAUGGGAGAAAGAUGCCAUAUAAAAGCAUCAACAAGGCUCACAUUUUCGAACUGGCCAUUCUACACAAGCCUAGAUAAAGAUAAGCCUCUUUAUUGUUAUCAUCAACCUCAACAUGGCGGAAUUCUUCAGGCCAGCACCCGAGCCUCGCACCGAGCUUGGUCGGUAUCGCAUCCUCUCCUCGACUGCGGGCAUCCGCGUGUCUCCGCUGCAGCUCGGCGCCAUGUCGAUCGGAGACGCCUGGUCGGAUGUUAUGGGCUCAAUGGACAAGGAAUCCUCCUUCAAGCUGCUUGAUGCCUUCGUCGAGGCCGGAGGCAACUUCAUCGACACCGCCAACAACUACCAGGAUGAGCAAUCGGAGACCUGGAUCGGAGAAUGGAUGGCCGCCCGCCAGAACCGCGACCAGCUGGUCCUCGCAACCAAGUUCACAACCGACUACAAGGCCCACGCCCUAGGUAAAGGCCAUGCCGUCAACCACAGCGGCAAUCACCGCCGCAGUCUGCACAUGAGCGUGCGGGACUCGCUCAAGAAGCUGCAGACGGACUGGAUCGAUAUCUUGUACCUGCACUGGUGGGACCACACCACCUCCAUCGAGGAGAUCAUGGACAGUCUGCACAUCCUCGUGGAGCAGGGCAAGGUGCUAUACCUGGGGAUUUCGGACUCGCCGGCGUGGCUUGUGAGCGCGGCGAACACAUACGCGCGCGCACACGGCAAGACGCCCUUCAGCGUCUACCAGGGGCGGUGGAACGUGAUGCUGCGGGACUUUGAGCGCGAGAUCAUCCCCAUGGCGCGGCAUUUCGGUAUGGCCCUGGCGCCGUGGGACGUACUGGGCAGCGGCAAGUUCCAGACCAAGAAGGCGCUCGAGGAGCGCAAGAAGAAAGGCGAAGGUCUGCGCAGCAUGCUCGGCCCCGGUGAGCAGACGGAGGAAGAGGUGAAGAUGAGUGAGGCUCUCGCGAAGGUGGCCGCUGAGCAUGGUAUCGAGUCUGUGACGGCCAUUGCGCUGGCGUAUGUGCGGGCCAAGGCCCCGAACGUGUUCCCGCUCGUCGGAGGGCGCAAGGUCGAGCACCUGCACGACAACAUCCAGGCGCUGAGCAUCAAAUUGACCCCGGAGCAGAUCGAGUACCUGGAGGGUGUGAAGCCGAUGGAUCUUGGUUUUCCCAACAAUCUCCUUGGAGCUGAUCCCAAGGUGACGGGCAAACCUACACCAUUGCUGGCCGCCACUGCAACAUUUGUUUUCGAGACUGGAUCGAAGCCAAUUGGGCUGGCUUGAUCGAUGACUGGGUUACCUAAUUGUAUAUAAUAAGUUCAAUGGGAAUUAUAGUGUGUAGUUGCAUAUUCAAUCGAAAAGGCUGC
Molecule: messenger RNA, 1665 nt
Organism: Aspergillus novofumigatus IBT 16806
Lineage: Eukaryota; Fungi; Ascomycota; Eurotiomycetes; Eurotiales; Aspergillaceae
Product: aldo/keto reductase
Exons: 1
Coding region: 428-1582 (384 amino acids)
Source: RefSeq, a predicted model, not a curated record